AACAAGUGUAAAAAGCCAAACAGUCUACGUUAGCUUUCCCUGUCAUGACGUUAGCCUGAUGCUGAAUGUUUUUCAUCCCACUCGCAUCUCUCUCGGAGCUUGAGAGCAUCCAGACAUUUCUAGCUCAGUCUGCCGAGCACCUUCGCCACUCACGAUUGUCGGGAAGUGCUGACCCCCGCACAGUCCUGAGCCGAGCGGGCGGCGGAGCAGAUCGGAGGACUCGCGGGGUGGUUGUUCGGUCUGGCGCCGCCUCCCCCUGGGGCCGGCGUGCGCUCCCAGCAGCCCGUGGUGCCCUGCGCCCCGCCCUCGCCAUCACCGCCCGCCAGAGUCCAUGUACCAGCAGGAGGAGGUGCGGUUCGUCCGCCAGGAGCCAUGUGCCUCCCGCACACCAACAGCAUGGACAGCAAGCUACAGGGGGCGGGGCCAGGGAGUGGCACACCACUUCGAUCCCGAGGAGGAGGUGUUUCACUGGAGCCUUUUAUGCACCAGGUGGGAGGUCACACCAGCAUGAUGCGCUACGACGACCACACGGUGUGCAAGCCUCUGAUCAGCAGGGAGCAGCGCUUCUAUGAAUCCCUGCCUCCAGAGAUGAAGGAGUUCACCCCCGAGUACAAAGGCGUGGUGCUGGUGUGCUUCGAGGGCGACUCGGACGGCUACAUCAACUUGGUGGCCUACCCGUACGGCGAGAGCCACAACGCCGAGGCGGGGCCCGGCGAGCACGAGGAGCGCGAGCCGGCCGAGCGGGAGCAGCCGCGGCGGAAGCACUCCCGCCGGAGCCUCCGCCGCUCGUCCUCAUGCUCCGAGCACAGGGAGGAGCGCCACGACGUGGCGCACGACAGCGACUCUGCUGACAACAGCGGCGUGGCGGAGCUGAAGAGUCCGCGCUUGGAGCCCAAGAUCCACAUGGACCUGCCCUUUCAGAUGCUGGACUGGAACAGCGAGCUGAGCUCGGAGAAGAUCAGCCACAACCCCUGGAGCCUGCGCUGCCACAAACAGCAACUCAGCCGCAUGCGCUCCGACUCCAAGGACCGCAAGCUCUUCAAGUUCCUGUUGCUUGAAAACGUGGUCCACCAUUUCUCCUACCCGUGCAUCCUGGACCUGAAGAUGGGCACGCGGCAACAUGGCGACGACGCCUCAGAGGAGAAGGCGGCGAGGCAGAUGAAGAAGUGCGAACAGAGCACCUCGGCCAAGCUGGGGGUGCGACUGUGCGGCAUGCAGGUGUACCAGCUGACCACGGGCCACUACCUCUGCAGGAACAAGUACUACGGGCGCAGCCUGACGGCCGAGGGCUUCAGCCAGGCCCUGCAGCAGUACAUGCACAACGGGCGGGGCCUGAGGCGGGACCUCUUUGAGCCCAUCCUGCACAAGCUGCAUAGCCUCAAAGCGGUGCUGGAGCGCCAGGCGUCCUACCGCUUCUACUCGUCCUCGCUGCUCAUCAUCUAUGAGGGAAAGAAGCCCGAAGCUCCAGUCGGUUUCAACUCUGGGCAGCUGGUCACCAGGCAGAAGACCCCGGAGGAGACCCACUGUGGCAAUCCCGGGGCCCUCGCGCCACAACCUCCUUCGGCCGGUGACAACCCCCGCGCCGAGGAUUCUCUGCCCCAUCCCGACUCCUCUUCCUGUCCUGCGCCCGCCUUGAGCCCACUCCCUCAGCCCCCCUCUGACCCCUUGCCGCCGCCGCAGCAGCCCCCCCUAGUGGACGUCCGCAUGAUCGACUUUGCCCACUCCACCUUCAAGGGUUUCCGUGGCGACACGGCAGUCCACGACGGCCCUGACCGAGGUUACGUGCUGGGUCUGGAGAGCCUGAUCCAGAUCCUGGAGGAUCUGCAGGCUGAAAACCAACAGUGAACACGCGAGUGUAAAUAUGGAAGUUGACGUUUCCCCCGACACGCCUUCCCUCCCUUGGCAGUGGUCGCCAUGGCAACACGUGUAUUCAAGCAAAACGGCUGGGAAGUGGAACAGUGGACAAACUGUUGAGGCUCAAGUCACAUUCAGAGACUCUCUCAGCUGUCAAAGCGGACAUGAUCUCCCCCAAGUGAUUCUGUUCUGUACUUCCAAAAGUUUCUGCCUUUGGAGUAGGCAUCGGAAACGCUUGUGUCAAAGGGCAACUUGCGAUAAGAUGUUUCACACCUGAGUCGCAGGUGAGAUCCCGCUUGCCUGCGUUUUGAGCACGCUUACAUUCUGGAUCUCAGCUCUGAUGCGGUGGGUCGGCAUCGAAAACCUAACUGCAUGUUUUGCUUCAACGCCACUGGCGUGGCAAUUUGACACAUUCAGGGUUUGUAGCAAAUCCGCCCAAAUCAGAAGGAACGACGGCGGUUGAGCAACACACGCAUAUUUCCUUGUCGUGUAAGAGCGGCAGGACAGCCCUUCCCCCCCCCCGGGGUGCCGAUGCAUUUGGGAUGGCGAUUCUGCCAUUUGCUUUCUUUUGAGGUAGAGCGGCCAACGCGUGUCAUUUUGGUGGGAGGCCGUGUCUUAGGCUGAGUUCCACGUGAAAAGCCACAGGCUGGCUUUUUUUUUUAAAGCAAUAGACUUUUUUUCUUUUUUUCUUGCUUUUUCCUUAGCCCGGAUGAAGAGCAACAUCACACCCCCUCCCCUUCCUUUAUUUUAUGAGCUUCUUUCCACCAAAAGAUGUCAUGACCUUACAGUUCUCAGUCACGUAAGAGCCGCUUGAAACAACGCACUUCCUGGUCCUGUGACAUCACCACCCACUCGUCUCCGGGACCAAUCAGUUGUGAGCAUUUGAGGCCAUACAAGCGCUUGGUGCACCCCCCCCCUCCCCCCCCCCCCCCCCCCAAAAAAAGAGAGAGAAGAAAUGUUUUAUUUUUGGGGGUUUGUUGAGGUGAUAAUUUAUUUUUUUAUUGUAGCUUUUACCUGCCUGAGUGAAUGUCUUUUUCGUGUCUCUCCCAAAGUGUAAAGAAAAUAUAUAUAAAUAUAUAUAUAUAGAGAGGGAGACAUGCUCACAGUGACAUUUCAGGGCUGUUUAGCAGUAUUCUUUUAUUAGUACUCGUCAGACACUCCAGCCAAACAGUGUGUGCAAUUACCGCAGCAUUUGAUGCACUUGUAUGUUACAUGUUUUGGACAUUUUGAAAGGAACAAGGGUCCCCACGCACACAAGGUGACAUUCGAGAACCUUCGCCACUCUCCCCUCCACUCCACUCCACACACACACACAUGCGCACACGUGUUAUCGUGACUAUAACUUACAUUUACUUUUUUCAGCCGUCACAAUCCCAAACUGUUUGGUAGAACAGUGACAGUGAGAUUAAAGCUUUCCAGAUGG
Messenger RNA from Syngnathus typhle (broad-nosed pipefish), 3277 nucleotides. RefSeq names its product inositol hexakisphosphate kinase 1 (gene ip6k1). Gene Ontology annotation, biological process: inositol phosphate biosynthetic process; phosphatidylinositol phosphate biosynthetic process. The transcript is spliced from 9 exons. Gene Ontology annotation, molecular function: inositol hexakisphosphate kinase activity. Gene Ontology annotation, cellular component: nucleus; cytoplasm. The record is from RefSeq and is a predicted model, not a curated record. Lineage: Eukaryota; Metazoa; Chordata; Actinopteri; Syngnathiformes; Syngnathidae. The coding region runs from base 373 to 1845 and encodes 490 amino acids.